Messenger RNA from Eleginops maclovinus (Patagonian blennie), 5715 nucleotides. RefSeq names its product complement C3-like. Lineage: Eukaryota; Metazoa; Chordata; Actinopteri; Perciformes; Eleginopidae. Gene Ontology annotation, molecular function: protein binding; endopeptidase inhibitor activity. The record is from RefSeq and is a predicted model, not a curated record. Gene Ontology annotation, cellular component: extracellular region.
CAGAUUUAAACCUAUGGACACAUUCUGGGAACUCAACGAGAAAGCAAUGCUAAGGUUACCAGUCAGUUCUGCGCCAAGGUUUACGGUGCUGGCUCCAGACAUUCUGAGGACAGACAGCCAGGAGAACAUCUUCCUCCAGGUAGAAGGUCUGUCCACCCCCGUCACCGCCUCCAUCUCCAUCGUGGACUUCAUGAAGACCACCACGCUCCUGCAGGACUCCGUCACACUGAAUCUGGAAAAUGGAUUCCACUCUCUCAAAACUCUUCAGCUUCCCUCGGAUCGCUUGAACCGUGGAGAAAAGAAGAACAAGUUUGUGUAUCUGAAGGUGGGGUUUGGGGACUACCACUCGAUGGAGAAGAUACUGAUGGUGUCCUUUCACUCUGGAUACAUCUUCAUCCAGACGGACAAACCCAUCUAUAAACCUGGAGAUACUGUUCGAUUCAGAGUGUUCACGUCCUCGCCAACUUUUAAGGCUUUCAACAGCUCCGUCACAAUAGAUAUUAAGAAUCCCGACGGUGUGGUGGUUAAACAGGUCUCCAGGGUCCGAGCUGUUGAUGGCGUUUUUGCUGACACUUUUCCUCUCUCUGAAAUUGUCAAUGAAGGACAGUGGACCGUGAUUGCAAACUUUGACCACUGGGAGCAGAACACCUUCACCUCCCAGUUCCAGGUGAAGAAAUAUGUGCUUCCUGCCUUUAAUGUUACUCUGACGCCCAGGAAAUCCUCUCUCGACCUGGAUGACGAUGAACUGGAAGUAGAAAUCUGGGCCAGUUACCUGUAUGGGGAGCCGGUCCAGGGCACGGCCUAUGUGGUGUUUGGAGUGAAGAUCAACCAAGAGAUGAGGAGGUUGCCUUCAGUGAAGCAAGUGGUCGAUCUGGACGGAGGAGUGGUCAAACUGAGCAUGGAGGAGCUAAAGAGAGCCCACCCCGACAUCAGAUCUCUGGUGGGCAGCUCUGUGUAUGUGAAGGCCUCCGUGCUCACCAAGUCAGGGAGUGAUUUGGUUGAAGCAGAAAAGACUGGGAUUAAAAUUGUAGAGUCUCCGUAUGCCAUAUCCUUCAAAAACGUACCAAGGUACUUCAAGCCGGGCCUGCCCUUGGACUUCACAAUCCAGGUGAGCCAUCAUGAUGGUUCUCCAGCCCGAAACGUCAUAGUCCAAGUGACAUUGCUAGACACGCCCCUGACGGUGUUCUCUGGCACCGCCAGAGCCACUGUCAACAUGCCUCCAGAACAACGUGCACAAACCAUCACUGCUGAGACCGUGCAGGCUGGACUGAGAUCAGAGCAGCAGGCCAAACAACAGAUCACUGUCCAACCGUUCAUUGCCUUUAUAAGACGUAACCAGAACUACCUGUACAUCUCCACGGGGAGCAACACAGUGUCUGUGGGAGACAGACUGUCCCUGAAGCUGAGCAUCACUGUUGCAGACCCGACCCACAGACAACACAUCACACACAUCACCUACAUGGUGCUGAAUAAAGGAAAAAUCAUUGUUGCUGAACGCGUGGAUGUGGCAGGUCAGCUGAUCACCAGCAUCGGACUUCACAUCACCCCGGAGAUGAUGCCCUCUUUCCGUUUCGUGGCGUUCUACAGUAUCCCCUGGGAGGGGGGGGAGGAGGUGGUGCCGGACUCCAUCUGGGUGGAUGUGGCAGAUUCCUGCGUUGGAGGGCUGAAUGUCGGGCCGGUGGACGGCAUACGUCGAGACUACACGCCUGGGAAGAGCUUUAGUUUACAGAUCAGAGGUGACCCGGGGGCAAAGGUCAACCUGGUAGCCGUGGACAAUGCUGUGUUUCUGCUCAACAGGGACAGACUUACACAGGGGAAGAUGUGGGGCACGGUGGAGCACGGAGACAUCGGCUGCACCCGAGGGGGAGGCCAAGAUGCCCUCUCGGUGUUCUCCGAUGCAGGAUUGCUCUUCGCCUCCAGCACCGGGCUCCAAACCGUUUUCAGAUCAGCCCUGAAGUGUCGAGGCAGUGCCAGAAGGAGGCGCUCUGCUGAAAAGCUGCAGCACAAAGCCCAGCUGGAGAGUCAUUACAAAGAGAAGCUGCUGCGCCGCUGCUGUAAGGACGGCCUCAGGGAGAUCCCCAUGCCGUACUCCUGUACGCGGCGAUCCCUCUACAUCACCGAGGGCUGGGAGUGCAUGCGGGCUUUCCGCUACUGCUGCGCCACCUACAGGAACGAGGAGAUAAACACAGAGAUUCCUACAACCCCACCACCAUUGACCACAACUCCGCCCACCACCACCUCUCUUCCCUCGCAACAUUUUUCGAGCCUUGGCAUUGUUCCCUAUGGAAGAAUACCCCCGUACAGGAAAACAAUGGGUUUGGGACUUGAACGUGGAUUACCUGGACCUCCUCAACUGAGACCAUUGGCUGAUUUCGUACCCAAACAACGUUUUCAGGGGGUUUCUUUGACACAUGCAAAAGGGCAAAAACACAUGCCGGAGGAUGAGAAGGAGACGGUGGAGGCGGAGGAUGAGGAGGAGGAGGAGGAGGAGGAGGAGGAGUAUUUGGAUGAGACUGAAGUUAGUCUACGAUUUAAGUUCUACGAGUCUUGGCUGUGGAUGGAUGUUAACCUGCCAACCAAGGCAGACAGAGACGGGUUGGCGUCCACGAACGUGGACCACCCUCUACCUGACAGCAUCACAGAGUGGGGGGUUCUGGCCGUAAGCGCCUCAGCUCACACAGGUUUCUGUGUAGCCGAGCCUUACAACUUCAAAGCAUGGAAACGCUUCUUCGUGGAUCUGAAGCUGCCGUAUUCAGUGGCGAGGAACGAACAGGUCGAGAUCAAGGCUGUGGUCCAUAACUACGGCAACGAUGAACUGCAUGUGAGGGUGGUGCUGAUGAAGACAGAAGGCAUGUGCAGCAUAGCCUUUAAGGACAGACACACACAGCAAGUGACUCUGGCAGCCGGUGCUUCUGUUGCGCUCCCUUACACCAUCGUACCGCUGGUGGUGGGGAAACUCCCUCUGGAGGUGAUGGUGGUAGCCAGAGACGCGAUGGGAGGAGACCGCAUCCGGAAACUUCUAAAUGUGGUGAUGGAUGGAGUGCAGAAGACUGAGGUGUGGAGUGCGGUGUUGAACCCGUCAGCUGAUGGGGGAAUUCAGACAGUUAAUGUGCCUAUGGCCAACCUCAAAUCUGUUGUGCCAAACUCUGUACCAGAGACGUUCAUCAAUGUCAGAGGCAAUGUUUUGGCAGACAGCAUCGAUAACUCCAUCAGCGAGGACUCUCUGGCCUCCCUGAUCCAGAUGCCCGGUGGCUGUGUGGAGCAGAACUUGGCCAGCAUCACUCUUCCGCUCAUCGCCACCCUCUACCUGGAGACCACCGACAACUGGGAGAGUGUCGGGGUGCAGCGCAAGGCCGAGGCUCUCCGCUACAUCAGGAGAGGUUAUGAGAACCAGCUGGCGUACAGAAAGAGUGAUGGCUCUUACCCCCCCUACAGUAGGGAAGGUCCAAGUACAUGGAUCACGGCGUACGUGGUGAAAGUUUUCUCCAUGGCUCACUCCAUCGUUGGCAUCAACGAGCAGCAAGUGUGCGACCCCCUGCUCUACCUCGUGAACAACAAACACAAGAUGUUCAGGGGGAACUUCGUCGAGGACAACCCAGUUUACAGCACCACCAUGACUGGUGGUCUUCGUGGCGAUGACCCCGAGACAACCCUGACCGCCUUCGUCUUGAUAGCGCUCGCUGAGGCCAAGCAGGCUGGGAUCAGCUGCAUUAGUCCAAACGUAAAGGUAGUUAUCGGUAAGACAGCUGAAUCUAAGAGAGCGCUGGUGAUGACGGGGAGGAGGCCGUACACUGUGGCCAUCGCCUCCUAUGCCCUGGCUCUGCUGGGGAAAGAUCAAAACUACAACCCGACACAAUCUUUACUCAGCGCUGCAGCUCCAGAUGGCAGCCACUGGCCCGACAGUAAGAACACCUUGUUCACCUUGGAGGGGACCGGCUAUGCCCUGCUGGCUCUGGUAAAGUUGGGACGCAUGGAGGAAGCUGCAGCGCCGUUUAAAUGGCUGAACAGCCAGCGGAGGAGAGGGGGGGGCUUCGGCUCCACUCAGUCCACCAUGGUGGUGCUGCAGGCUCUGUCCGAGUACCUGAUCCACAAACCUCCUCCUGCUGACCUCAGUCUGGACGUGGACUUGAGGAUAAGAGGACGAAAGGAAAUCCGUUACCAUUUCGACCCCGAGACUGCCUACGCUGCUCGCUCCUCCAGGUUGCCUGCUGGUCUGGAGAUGGAAGUGCAGGCUCGAGGGAAUGGACAGGGAAUACUGGAGGUAGUGACCUAUUACAACCAGCUGCAUGAGGUGGAUGAGAAAAUGCCCUGCAAGGACUUUGAGCUCAACGUCAACAUAGAAGAAUCCAGCGAGAAGCCUCCAGCAGAUGUAGAGAAGUCCUACCAGAUCACCAUCAAAGUGAGGGCUUUAGGACCCAGAGACGUCCGGAUGGUGGUUCUGGAUAUCAGUCUGCCCACCGGCUUCAGUCCCGAAAACUCCGACCUGGAGAUGUUGUCCAACUCCGUCGACCAUUACAUCAAUGACUUCAAGAUCGUUGAUAACCUGAGUGACAGAGGCUCUCUGAUCAUCCACCUGUUCAAGGUGUCUCACAAAGAGCCAGAGAUCCUGAUCUUCAGGCUGCAGCAGAGGUUCAAAGUGGGCCUCCUGCAGCCGUCCUCAGUCACCGUCUACGAGUAUUACAACCCAGAUCAUCGCUGCACUCACACCUACACCCCCAGGGAGGACAGAGAGGAGCUCACUCAGAUCUGCCAAGACAACGUCUGCCGCUGCACGCAGGGUGACUGCUGCGUCCCAAAGAGCGACAGUGAAAGCUUGAACAAAGAAAGAGAGACGUUCGCCUGCACGACUCUACACCACGUUUUCCAGGUGAAGGUGCUGAGUCUCACCCAGAGUUACUACGACAAAUACGAGAUGGAGAUCACAAAAGUCAUCAAGCUGGGCGGGGAGUCUGGAGUGGAGGUGGGUCAGAAGAGGGUCUUCAUGUCUCACGGAGGCUGCAGAGAUGACCUGAACCUGCAGCAGGGCUCCCAGUACCUCAUCAUGGGGCCCAGAGAGGACCAGUGGAACGUCGACACUGACACCAACAGGUUCGUGUACAUGUUGGGGAAGGACACCUGGGUGGAGCGCUGGCCGACGCCUGCAGAGUGCUCCAGCAGUCCCGGCCUGCAAGCUAAAUGCAAGACCCUCGAAGAUACUGCUUCUGAACUGUCUGUCAACGGCUGCAGGCUGUAGAGCUGUGUGAGAGGCCUCUGCACACCUUCACCUGUGCCGCUGUGAUGCAGCAACGGCAGACAACUGUGCACACAAAGAUGCACGGAUCAUUUUAGGGCUAAAGCCUGUAGGAAAAGGAUUUAAUUACAUGUUGUUUGCGUUUCAAAAUGUAAGAAAAGAACUGUAGGUGCAGUUUUGUUUGGCAACCUCUGCCCAUUCUUCUCUACUGUAAUGAUAUAAUAAAGACACGCAGCAACAUAUUCAUUACAAAUCACCAAACAGCCGCUUUAUUAGAGCUUUUUUUAAUGGUUUAUAUUACAAAACAAAAACAGUGUGCCUAACAUAACAAGAGCUAAAAUAAACACAUCGGUCUGUACACUCAUUAUUUCUAUUUCAAAGGUUGUCUCAUGUUUUACAAGUUAACAGUUAGGUUCAAUUGUUAUAUUUUUUGUAAAAUUGAUAAUAAAAGCUAUCUGGAGGUGUCUGAUUCCCUCUAAAUAAAG